Mugil cephalus (flathead mullet) is the source of this 1643-nucleotide messenger RNA. Its product is annotated as zona pellucida-like domain-containing protein 1. The transcript is spliced from 11 exons. The record is from RefSeq and is a predicted model, not a curated record. Lineage: Eukaryota; Metazoa; Chordata; Actinopteri; Mugiliformes; Mugilidae. Gene Ontology annotation, cellular component: cell surface. The coding region runs from base 128 to 1321 and encodes 397 amino acids.
GGACGCUGCUGUGGUUUAAGGUGUCCUGAACACUAUAAAAGCCACAUUGCUGUAGUAUUUCUGUGACAAACACCUGCUCAGGUAGCAGCAAGGAGUAAUUCGACUGGCUGAGCCUCAUCCGGACGUCAUGACUCUUUACCUUUGUCUCCCUCUGCUGGCUGUGCUCCUGCAGCCCGCUCUCUGUCUCAACUGUUCGUCUCAGUUCGAGAGGACCCCAGACAACUCGGACCUGAUAGUCGACUGUGGCACCAGCGUCAUUACCCUGCAGAUCAACUUGUGCACGGCUCACUGGGCUGGUUUCAACUCCUCAGACCUGGCGCUGAAUGGGAACCACAACAACUCAAAGUGCAAGGGCUCCAUUGACACCAGCGUGGACCCUCCAGUCAUCCACUACCAGCUUCCUGUCAACGACAGUCAGGAUAAUCCCUGUCGUCAGUCUCUGCAGAUCGUGGACGAAGCCCCUGACCCUUCAGGCCCCUUCAGCGCCUUCUCAAGCAUCCAGUCAGUUAUCAUCACAGGAUACAUUGACACCCCCAGAUCAGACCAGGGGGUGAUCAGCUACUCUACUGACCUCUACUAUCACUUCUCCUGCCGCUACCCGCUGGAGUACCUGAUAAACAACACAGAGAUUGUAGCCUCCUCAGUCUCAGUGGCAACCAGCGAGAAUAACGGAACCUUCAUCGACACACUAAUGAUGAGGGUUUUCAAUGGGUCUGACUAUGGGUAUGGAUUAUCAGUGCCUCCGACAGGACUCGAGCUACGAACCAGGAUCUAUGUGGAGGUCAAGGCUGUUAACCUCACAGGAAAUUUCAAUGUCCUGCUGGAUCACUGCUUUGGUACCCCGUCUCCUUACAACAUGUCCCAGAGUGAGCAGCACAACUUUUUCACAGGCUGCUCAACGGACCAAAGGACGACCGUGACGAGCAAUGGCCUUUCCAAGGUCGCCCGGUUUGACUUUGAGGCUUUCCGAUUCGUUCAGCACCGUGACCAGGCAAAGUCCAGCAUCUAUCUGCACUGCAUACUGAGGCUGUGCGAGCCCACCAAAUGUCAGGAGCUGCUGUCUGCCUGUAACUCCAGAAGAAAACGAUCUUUGACUCCUUUUGGAGAAGAAAGUAACGAAUCUGCUACGGUAUCUGUCGGACCACUGUACACUGCCAGAGAAGACACGCCCAGUGCAGCUGCCUACAGUAACAACAUGGCUCCAGAGAGCGCCGAGGAUGAUGUGACGGGCCUGGUGGUGGGGGUGGUGUUCGGGACCGCUGCCGCUGUGGCGCUGGUCCUCGGUGGCUGGUUUGCCCUGAAGAAGUACUACCGGGUUUGAGGAAACAACGUUAUUGAUAUGAUUAUGUGGGUUUUCCAGAAAUGUUCAUGGAAACCAAGCAACCUACCUGGAUUCUUUUCUAUGUUUUUCUGCCUAUACUUUGUCGGUUAUGAAGGAAAAGCCAAACCUAAGCUGUAGAAAGCUCAAUCUGAAUGUUUCAUGGAAGUAAACUUUGUCUAUUUUGUUUUUUAUUCUGUAAUAAUAUAGAAGUCUUGUACAGGAUCUCCAUUGUGUUGCUUGAAGCACUUUUAAACAUUCGAGGAAAUUAAAAAGAAUAUGGAAUGUAUCCUUUAAAUAAAUAAAGAUGAAAUUUUUAAAAUCA